AUGGACCAGUAUACCUGUAUCCAGGCGAUUGGGGAAGGAGCGUACGGGACUGCUUUCCUUGCGCGUGACGCCGAAGGAAAUAAAUGCGUGAUCAAAGCCAUUGAUGUCUCGCGAAUGACACCCAAAGAACGCCACUCGUGCAUUACGGAGGUUCAGCUCCUUGCCCGCCUGGAGCAUCCGUUUGUCGUCCGCUAUCUGGACAGUUUUAUGGAUGGAAAUACCCUUAAAAUCGUCAUGAACUACUGUGCCGAUGGCGACUUGGCAGGAGUGAUUGAAAAACAGAGCAGAAAGAAGGCGCCGUUCAAGGAGUCGCAGAUACUCAAGUGGUUCGCUCAGAUUCUCAUGGCUUUGAAACAUAUCCACAGCCACAAAAUCAUUCAUCGGGACUUUGGAAUCAGCAAGCUCCUGGACCACACGAACGCCCAAGCGAAAACGUUCAUCGGCAGCCCGUUCUACCUUAGUCCCGAGUUGUGUGCGGGAAAUCCGUACGCAACAGCGAGCGAUAUCUGGGCAGCGGGCUGCGUUCUCUACGAAAUGGCCACAUUCCACACGCCGUUCCACAUGGCUACCAGCAUCCCCGACCUCUGCUACAAAAUCCAGAAUAUGCCGAUAGCGCCGUUGCCGAAGAUCUUCUCACCGGAGAUCCAGGCUCUGGCGAACCUCAUGCUUCAGCGGGAUCCUCACAAGCGCGCAACCGCAGGCGAGCUCCUUGAGCGGCCUUCUAUGCAGGCCGCAAUUCGCGAGAUGCUGAAGGAGACUCGGAGCAGGGGCAAAACGCUCUGA
Molecule: messenger RNA, 783 nt
Organism: Neospora caninum
Lineage: Eukaryota; Apicomplexa; Conoidasida; Eucoccidiorida; Sarcocystidae
Exons: 8
Coding region: 1-783 (260 amino acids)
Biological process (GO): protein phosphorylation
Molecular function (GO): protein kinase activity; ATP binding
Source: RefSeq, a predicted model, not a curated record